CCGGCGUUCUUCGUAAUUUUUCCUGCAUAUUACAGAAACACUUAAUAUUCUAGCUUCCGUUCAUUAGAAGUUUGCAUGUUUGUAGAAAUUUGAAGUACUUUUGUUAUUGCGGUGGAUCGAAGUCAACCGGACAAAAUUUCUACGCGCCAAAAUCACGUGCCCAUUUGAUUAACACUGGAGGCGGGCCGAAAUUCAAAUCAAAUCCAUCCGGUUGACUUCGAUGUAUCGCAAUAUCUAGUCCGAUUUUCUGUCUCACUUUUCUUUCUUUGAAAUCGAGGGUAUUUUGUGUGUAGCAAAACUCGUCUAGCCGUGUAGGUAUUGGACAUAGCAGAAAAGAGAUUCGAGAUCAGCAGAUGAGUCAGUCUGAAUCUCUCGCCCUGCAAGAAAGGAAGUGCUGCCGAGAUGUCAAUUUUUAAAGGAGUCGGUCUGUCUCCAUAAAUUGGACCAAUUACUGGAGAAGGAUUAUAUAUUUUGGUUAUCUUUCUGCUAGAGGGUUAUGGGGCAAAUCUGUAAUUAGUAUUAAAAGUCAAUUGCAUUCAUGAUCGAUUGACAACUACUUCUGGAAUAUGUCGUCUGGAUAUUUUUUGAACGUGGAUGGUUUGCUUGAAUAAAGAUGACCUCAAUGCAUUCGACAGCAGAAGAUGCUGCGGCCGAGCGGCUGCUUAUGUGUGAACGAGACGUUGUUCAUCUAAUUCUGGAAUUUUUAUCGUCGAGACGAUUGACAUCUGCUCAGGUUCAACUGGAGAAAGAGUCUGGAGUAGUCAACGACGUGAUUCCAUCGCCAGAUUUGCUAUUUUUGAGAUCAUUAAUCAUUGAGGGACGCUGGGAUGACGUUACUGAAUUUCUUCAACCCCUUGAAGAUGCAUUUAAAGGAUUUCCUGGACGGAGAGUUCGAGCUACGAUUUUAAAACAUCGAUUUCUGGACAUUCUUAUCCUUCAUGUGUCUAAUGCAACGUCUUCAUUGGAGGAACCAAAACCGGCCGUUGUUGAAGACUUGGUGAAGGUGUUGAAUGAGUUGGAAGGCCUGGUGGAGUCAAAGGAAGAAUACUCGUCGUUAUGUUCGCUACUUACUUCACCGACGCGCUUGGUUGAACACCAAGAGUAUAAAGAUUGGAAUUCUUCAACUGCAAGAUUAACAUGCUUCAGUCUGCUUAGACCCCUCGUACAAAAGUUCAUCCCCCCUCCACAGGGGCCUAUGAAACCACAUCCUGUCGCUACGGCAGACCGGCUCAUUCAACUCUUAAUCAAAGGCCUUCUGUAUGAAUCGUGUGUCGAUUUUUGUCAAAAUAAGGCAAUGGCAAAUGACAAGGGAGCAGCAAUCGGCGGAAGGAGUAGUGCUUCCAGUGCGUCAGAAUCACAAAUUAGAUUUUCUCAAUUACUGAACGACAACCAACUCUCAGAAUCAGAUUUGAGCUUGAUUUCAUGGUUGAGGAGUAUCCCCAAUAAUAUUUUUGGAUGCCCCUUCCAACGAAGAAGUCUGCGAGUUGAUAUUGAACCCCUGCCCAAAGUCCAAAAGACAUUGAUGAAUAUUUCCAUAAUGGAUAGCGCAUCAGAUCUUUUAUCUCGGAGUAUGGCAAGUACCAGCUUCCAUUUGAGUAGCGUCGAACCACAGGCCACAGAUUUGAAGACAAUGACAACUUCCGUCGAUCGUCUUUUUCUCGGCGAUUUUGUAGAUUCCAUUCACCAGUCGUCCUCAGCAGCGCAAGGUGUUCGAGUCGAACCCCUAAAACCUUUCAAUACGCAUCCUGGAAUUAAUCCGUCUUCUACUACUGGCCAUCCAUACUCGAAAACGGUCCAUUCCAGAGAUCAAAUGGCAACAAAAGAAGCAAACAGCUCAACAAGUGCAAACUCAAAAGCCAAAUUUAUUUCGGUUACCGUACUUGAAGAUGUGCAAGCUAUUCGAUGUGCUGAAUUUCAUCCGGAAGGAAAGGUCUACGCCAUUGGUUCAAACUCGAAAACUCUUCGUGUGUGUUCUUAUCCUGAUUUGGGAGACCUGUCUGAAAGUCAUCAUCCAUAUCAACCAACAGUUUUAUUUAAACGAACUAAACACCAUAAGGGAUCAAUUUAUUGCAUGGGUUGGUCCCCUGAUGGUGCAUUAUUGGCGACGGGGAGCAAUGACAAAACUGUAAAGUUGCUCAGAUUUGAUGACAUUAAUAGUAGCGAGUUGACAGGAUCUCAAGAAGUAGAGUUAUCCAUGCAUGACGGGACUGUCCGAGAUGUGUGUUUUUUGGAAGAAAUUAGUAACAAGACCUCACUUUUGGUCAGUGGGGGCGCAGGCGACUGCAAAAUUUAUGUGACCGAUUGCGCAACUGCCACUCCAUUCCAAGCACUUUCUGGACAUACUGGCGCAAUUCUGUCUCUAUACAAUUGGGGAGGUCAAAUAUUUUGCUCAGGAAGUCAGGACAAGACAAUUCGAUUCUGGGACCUCCGGACCCGUGGUUGCGUUGACGUUGUCACUCCACUUACAUCCACAGCAUCAACAAAAUCUCCCGUUGCUUCUGUGUGCGUUGAACCAUCUGGUAGACUCUUGGUUUGUGGUCACGAGGAUGCAGCCAUGGUUCUGUACGAUAUCCGUGGUCAACGUCAAAUCCAAUCCAUGAAAGCCCACUCGGCGGAUGUGCGAUCUGUUCGAUUUUCUCCUGCCGCCUAUUACCUGCUUUCUGGAGGAUACGAUAAUAAAAUCGCCCUGAGCGACCUGCAAGGCGACCUUUCAGUCCCACUCCCAUCAGUCGUUGUUGCUUCUCACACGGAUAAAGUCAUCAGUGCCCGGUGGCACCCAUCAGAAUUUACUUUCAUUUCAACAUCCGCCGAUAAGACCGUUAAUCUCUGGGCUUUACCACCGGAGCCUUGAAAUCUAAAUUAUUAGUAACCCUGUUCACAUGUCGAACUAUAAUGUAACAUUUAUGACGCGUGUCUUGCUGUUGUGAUGAUGCCUUGUGAAGUUUCCAAUAUGUUAGCUAAGCUAUAAUGAUACCAAAUUUAUAUGUUUUUAACUUAUCAUCUAGUCUAUAGUAUUUCUUCCCAGUUAACAAUAAUUUAUUACCAAUUAAUUUAUCUAUCGUCACGCACUUUAGCUAACCAAAAAUAAGGCUGAUGAAUUUUAACAAAUAUUUUACCAUUGUUAACAUGUAACCGGUGCUGCUGCUGAGUUAUUUUUGCAAUUUUAAUAACCAGAGGUGACCUUUUCCACAGCCACAUUGUUCGUAAUAGAUUUUUCUACUCAUUGUUGUUCUCUUUUUGUGGCGACACAUCAUACUCAAAUAAUUCAAGUAUUUCUUACGACCAAUGACUAUUAAUCCACGCAAUGCAACUCCUAAUAACCAAAUGCAGAAUGAUAUUAUAUACGUAUUAAAACUACUUAAUUUUUGUGAAUGCAGCUUUUUUACGCUCACUUGAUUUAUAUGUAUGUAGUACAAGCAAGCAACAAAUAAAAUACAUUUCAAUCACACUAAAUAA
Folsomia candida is the source of this 3456-nucleotide messenger RNA. Its product is annotated as WD repeat-containing protein 47. The transcript has 14 exons. Gene Ontology annotation, molecular function: protein binding. The record is from RefSeq and is a predicted model, not a curated record. The coding region runs from base 614 to 2851 and encodes 745 amino acids. Lineage: Eukaryota; Metazoa; Arthropoda; Collembola; Entomobryomorpha; Isotomidae.